This is a messenger RNA of Cladophialophora psammophila CBS 110553, 1185 nucleotides long. RefSeq lists its product as uncharacterized. NCBI's taxonomy places the organism in Eukaryota, Fungi, Ascomycota, Eurotiomycetes, Chaetothyriales, Herpotrichiellaceae. The transcript has 3 exons. The record is from RefSeq and is a predicted model, not a curated record. The coding region runs from base 1 to 1185 and encodes 394 amino acids. Gene Ontology annotation, cellular component: nucleus.
AUGGCCGAACCCAGGUUUACCACGAAGCUCCCGGCGAUGUAUGCUCUCCAAGAGAAAUUGUCGGACUGGUGGCGCAAGUUGCCCUCCGAUAUGCGCCUUACACCGACCAACAUAUCUGCUACACCCAAACAUUUGUUCCCCAACAUCCUCCUGAUGAAUGUGGUAUAUCAUCAAUCUCUUUGCGCCCUCCAUGCCUCUAUUGUCCCUCUGUUCUGUUGGGGCGAAGGUGAUGAAAGCUGGUCGACGGCACGACAACUCUCUGCACAGCUCGCGUACGAGCACGCCUGCACGACCUCAGAGCUGCUCCACGUCGUGGUGUCAACUUUUGACAGACUCAGCGCAAUGCCUAGCUUUAUCUGCUAUGGCGCAUAUUGCGGCUGUGCGAUACAAAUCCCAUUCCUCUGGAGCUCGAACCCAUCUGUUCGCGAAAGGGCGUACACUAACGUCAAGGCCAACAUGAAGAUGAUUGAUCUCAUGUCGAAAUACUGGAAGUUUGCCGCGCUAUUGAAAAUCUACGUUCGGUGCUUGUACAAGGGGCACAAGCAGCACCCCACGGUUCUCGAAGACGAGCCGAAAUACCUGGAUCCCCAGAAACUGACAAGCUUCAAGAUGAAUGCUCCCCAUGUGCAGGCUUCAAUCCUCGAAUUCAUCGGCAUCCUCUACUCAAGGGAAGAUGGAUAUGCACAGCCAGGAGAGACGCCAGGCCUCGAGAUCGAGCACCUUGGUACCAGAGAUGGACCGCCAUCUCGCACGUCCAUUUCAGAAGACCGCGAAGCGGACCCCGCAGAGCAAAAGGAACUUCAUCUUACGGGCGAUACGAACUGGCCGCAACCGUUCCCGACAGUCCCGUUCGCCCCAGAAGCCUUAGUACAGUAUCAACAAGAUCAAGCACAGCGGCAGCAGCAACAGCUCCCGACUUUCUCAUCCGCAUUUUCAAACCAGCAUCAACCCGAUGCAGUCCCUCUUGAGAGCCAGACCCUGGAUAUAUUUCAGCCUCUGUUAGACCCAGAGACGAUGCUGGACCUCUUCCCGAACGGCGAGCUGCCUGACCUCUCGGCAUUUGACACGAGCCCGCUGGACUUGCAUCACUUCGAACUGGAGGGCUGGGAUGACGAUGGCACGGGCGCGAGUGCCUCCUCAGUUUCUUGGACCGCAACUACCAACGCGGGGCUAGCGCAGAGAUAG